ACAGUUUGUGUGCGGCUUAAACUGUGGCGUGUCAUUUCAGCGUAAACAACGUUUGCAUGUACAAGGCCCUCGCACGCAUCAUUAGCACAGCGAAUAACCUUUCGCCUCAUUUAAUUCGUUUUUCCAGGAGGUGUCUCCCACAAAUACCUAAGGAAGUGCACGCGAUUGUCCCCCUCUUUUUAUCAGCCACAUUCAUUUUAAAAUAGCUACCCAUACAUUGUGUUAAUAAUGACGUAGUUGUAUCCUUCAGAUAGCCUUGCCACGCGAUCUUUUCUCAUUAUGGCUAUAAAGUCACGCAUCCAGCCGCGUUCCAUGUUCCCUAUUCACACUUCCUGUACUGGAAACUUGGUGAUGUUUGAAUAUGGUCUUUAAAAUGCAAACACGCACGCAACUGCCGCAGUCCCUUCUCUGCGCCUGACUUCUGGUAAUGUAAGGCUAGUGAGGUGAGUCAAUGAACUCACAAACGGGCGCCGACGUAGGACAACUUCCUGGUACCGAUAACCAGUUUCUUUUUUUCUUCUCUCCCGUUUAAUGCCAAAGCCCGCCUCCACGGCGGAGUCCUUGCGCCGUGAGUGGAUGGGGAGAGCAGACAGAAAGUGCCCUGCAACAGCUGCGAGCCGCGUCCACCACGGGAGUCUGCGUAGCUGCGCACAGUGGAUGAAAGAUUUGUCACGCACCACCCGGUUCAGCACAAGUUAACGCGGAUUCACGGGCACCGAAAACACUCAUGAACGAACGGGAUCUCUGCUACGAAGAUAAGGACAGCUGGGGGGGAACUGAUCUGAUCAUAAGGUUUUAGGAGUGUCCAUUUCGAACAUGGAAAAAACUUUGCAUCUACUGCACAAGUCCGAAGACACUACUGACAAAGUUCCGGAGGAACCGCCGCUCGGUCUCACCAUGAGAAACGGAGAAUUUACAGAUCAACAGAUGGGACUAUCGGACAAAAUACCCCUAGUGAAGCCUUAUUUUAAAAAGAAACACGCACAGAGGAAGCUGGACGCGAAAUGUCUGCGGGCGCUGGAUGAUCCCAUUUUGACUACGUUAUUGAGCUCAAAUGCACUGGUUGCGGGUGAUGGGGUGUUUGUGCCUCGGAAUCAGCCCGGGACACAGCGGAACUUGUGCGCAGCUGUGGUGGAGAAGCAGUCCAGAAUUAACCAGGUAUGCCUGAAGGAUGAAAGCGCAGUGUCUGGGCUAAUAGCCGAUGAGGGAGAUGGAGACAUAGCUGACCCCACAGCUGAGCUCGGUGAACGGGGACAAAAGGUUACUGAUAUUCAACGGGUGACAAUAGCUACUAAUGAGCACCGUUUUCAGCCCCAGGCUUGCGACGUGGCGGCGCCCACUGCGGUCGUUCCCCCUUGUGAGGGGGAAAAGAUGAAUGACAUCUACAGCUCUGAACCUUUGCAGGGUGCAAAUUGCCUUGCCAUCAAAGACGGGCCGCUGAAAGGCGAAAUCUUUCAGGAUAAAAGCGAAGAAGCCUCUUUGGAUCUCGUGUUUGAACUUCUGACCCAGCUACAGUACCAUACACAUCAAGGCGACGAGGUAUCGAUCUGCGUGGAUUUUCUCCAGGGGGUCUGCGUGUACGGGAGCGACUGCUCGCAGCACCACACCGUACUGCCCUACCACUGGCAAAUCCGAAGAGUCGAUACUCAGACUUGGCAAAGCGUGUCGGACGAUUCACAAGAACAAUUGGAAAGGCUCUAUUGCAAUCCGGACAAUGAACAAAUCAGACUGAAGUUUCAAGGUCGCGUGUUCACACUGGAUUUCAGUGCCAUGAGGGUGUGCGACCUGCAGUUUGACCUGGUCAGGCGUUUGUCCACGCCCCCCAGCUCUGCAAUCGCACCCCCACACUCUAGCCCUGCCCCAAACUGCCACACUGUCUGGAAGUACUACUGCAGAGACAACUUUGGCUGGAGAGAAUACUCAGAGCCGGUGGUACGGCUCAUUGAGGAGGCAACUGGGCGUGGUCUGAAGGAGGUCCGUUUCGUCACACUCCAGAACCAGUACAUCCUGAACAUCUGGGAGGGGUUCCAGCAGAAUGCCAUCUUUGGGUUCCGCCGGCAGAUCAAGAAAAGGCCGUUGUUCCUCUCCACUGUGAUGCUCAUGCCUUACUUACAGACUCUGGGUGGUUUGGGCUCAACAGGCCCCUCCCCUUCUCAGAGCCCCGGGCCCCUCCCCUUGUCUCCUACCUCACCUGCCCCACCAAAGGCCUAUCCCGAGACGUGGCUUCCCAUGGGCUCCUGCCAGGACUUCCUCCAAGUUCCUGUGUCCAAAGAGGACAGGAGCUACCGCACCGUCUACAGCCUCUUCCACAAGACCGUGUCAGAGACCCGCUUCCGCAUCCUGAAGAUCCUGCGGGUCCAGAACCCCUUCCUCUGGGAGAAAUACAAGAGGAAGAAGGAAUACAUGUCCAGGAAGAUGUCGGAGAUGGACCGCAUGCUGAACGAGCGCCACCUGUUCCACGGCACCUCCCAGGAUGUGGUGGAGGGCAUCUGCAAGCACAACUUCGACCCGCGCGUGUGCGGCAAACACGCCACCAUGUUCGGCCAGGGAAGCUACUUCGCCCGCAAAGCUGUCUACUCCCACAACUUUUCCAAGCGCUCGCCCAAGGGCGUGCACUGCAUGUUCCUGGCCAAGGUUCUGACGGGAAAGUUCACGGUCGGCAACCCCUCUAUGCGCCGGCCGCCGCCCCUCCACCCCGGCAACCCUUCCAGUGACCUGUACGACUCUUGUGUGGACAACUGGGUCGACCCUCAAAUAUUCGUCAUCUUCAACGACGACCAGAGCUACCCCUACUUCAUCAUCCAGUACGAGGAGGUCUCAAACACUGUGUCCAUUUGAGCCCACCGGGGGCACUGCUGUGCAGGAGCUGGGGGGGUGUUCCUUCCCCCCCCGUUGAUGGGACUCAGACAGGUGCAUGACGCUCUCUCUAGCCCUGUAUGCUCCACUCCCAGUGUUUCAGCGUUCAGUACCCAGCCUCUCCCAUCUGUCUUAGCUUGGCCCUGGGGUCGAUUCCUCCGCCCUCGUCCGCAGGAAGAGACUCCAGUGCUGGGCAGCUCCGUGUGCCGUUUGAACUGGAGGACAGGGGGCAGUUCCCGGGGAUCGACAGACAUGCUCAGACUCUGUCCUGGACAGGAAGUCAGCGGCGCGUUUCUCCGGCCCACUGCUGUUUACCCUCCCCUUGUUGUCGUCUCAUCUGUCCUCCAGAACCCAAGCAGAUUUUGUGAAAAACUGUACAUAUGU
Molecule: messenger RNA, 3240 nt
Organism: Megalops cyprinoides (Indo-Pacific tarpon)
Lineage: Eukaryota; Metazoa; Chordata; Actinopteri; Elopiformes; Megalopidae
Product: TCDD-inducible poly(ADP-ribose) polymerase
Exons: 6
Coding region: 817-2838 (673 amino acids)
Molecular function (GO): zinc ion binding; NAD+ poly-ADP-ribosyltransferase activity
Source: RefSeq, a predicted model, not a curated record